Messenger RNA from Diaporthe citri, 624 nucleotides. RefSeq lists its product as uncharacterized. Lineage: Eukaryota; Fungi; Ascomycota; Sordariomycetes; Diaporthales; Diaporthaceae. The record is from RefSeq and is a predicted model, not a curated record. The coding region runs from base 1 to 624 and encodes 207 amino acids. The transcript is spliced from 5 exons.
AUGGAGUCUUCUUCGAUCCCCACCGCUGGAAAUGCCACCACCGAGAAGCAAGCUGUGGUCGCACUCCUCCGUGCCAUGUAUACCGAGUCUCGCAACCAAUUCAACGAGAUUUACACCCAGUGCAACGAGCUUGAAGCCAUCUACAACCAUCUUAUCAUCCAGAACAUAGAGAUCAAGCACGAGCUCCAGUUCCGUGUGUCGGAGGCCAGCCACGACAUUGCUUCGGAGGACGCGUCCAUCUACAAGGCCUUGCUGGAGUCGACUCAGGAUCGAAUCAAAGCUCAACUUGAACAGAAGCAGAUCAUCAUUGAGAAGCGCGCGGCCCUUGUCAAGAAGAGCCCAGAGCUCGAGGCUACCGGCAUCUCCCAGUGGCUGGCCGAGCACGCCGGCUCGCCUGUCAACCCUGUUGAGAACGACAUUUCUAAGACAAAGACAUCUCUCGAUUUGCACCAGAGAGAGCUCAUCGAGCAACAGGCGAAGAAUGCGGUCAACAAGGCCAUCAUGAAGACGAUUCUUGGAAUGCUUGAGGUUUUCAGCAUGCGGGGACUUGGCUGGGAUGGAAAGGAAGAUGCCUCAGUCGGUGAAGAAGGUACAUUCGAAAACCCCGAUCCAGACAAAGAUUAG